Messenger RNA from Chenopodium quinoa (quinoa), 2172 nucleotides. RefSeq names its product carbon catabolite repressor protein 4 homolog 4-like. NCBI's taxonomy places the organism in Eukaryota, Viridiplantae, Streptophyta, Magnoliopsida, Caryophyllales, Amaranthaceae. Bases 486 to 1664 code for a protein of 392 amino acids. The record is from RefSeq and is a predicted model, not a curated record. Gene Ontology annotation, molecular function: poly(A)-specific ribonuclease activity. The transcript has 10 exons.
AUGGAUUUUCCACAAAAUAUUAAGUACUUCAUAUUAACCUAAACUCUAUGCUUAUAAUUCUCCUAGGUUUGAAAUAUUUACAAACUAAAGCAUAAGAUAAUUUUAUAACACUUUUGUCGUAAAAUUUAGAUCAUACACUCGAGAGCAUGAUGUGCAUUAUGCUUUAAAAAAAAAAAGACUAAACCAUUUAUGAGUAAAGAACCACGAUAUCAUUCUUAACAAAUUAUUUAAUCAAGAUUAGGAUAUGCAUCAUGCACUCAAAUGUAAGAUCGAAUUUGCUCAUCCCGAACCCUCAUUAAUCUAAUUACUCCCCAAUUAGUGAAAACGUUAAAGUAUUUCAAGAACAGAGCUUACCAUUUUUGCAAACUUUCAUCUCCAGAAGAGCGCACAAUUAGCCCAGGCGCCCACCAACUCCUUUAAAUAAAAUAACCCCAUUUUUAUAAUUCUGAAAACUCGAAGAAAGUCAAUCAAUUCAAUCAAAACUGAUGUUGAAGACCCUUUCUUUGUUUCCUCGUUUACCCUUUUCCUCUUCUCGAAGAUUUCCUAAUUUCGCCACAAUGUCUGUGGAAGCGGUACCAUUGUGUCCUAAAUUUGUUCCUGUGGAGCAAAGUAAAAUAACUUCGAUCAGCAGCCCUGAAGCAUACAAAUUCAGUGUUGUAUCAUAUAAUAUUUUGGCACAGGUAUUUGUGAAGAGUUCCUAUUUUCCACACUCCCCAAAACCUUGCCUCAGAUGGAAGGCUCGUUCCAAAGCUGUUUUAACUGUUUUAGGAGAUUUUGAUGCCGACUUUCUCUGUUUACAGGAGUUAGAUGAGUAUGAUAGCUUUUAUAGAGGCAAUAUGGAACAACUUGGAUACUCGAGCAUCUAUAUUCAAAGGAGUGGCCAAAAGCGUGACGGGUGUGGAAUCUUUUACAAGCUGACCAGUGCAGAGUUGGUCUUACAAGAAAAUAUUGAAUAUAAUGAUCUAGUGAAAUCUAUUGAUGAUGAAACAAAUAGUAGAGUGAUGGAUAGUGCUGUGUCAGUUGCUGGAGGAAAUGCAAAUGCUGAAGAAACCCAAGGUUCGACAGAGAAAGGUGCUGAAAACGACCGUGGAGACCCUAAUGAUCCUCGUGUCAGACUAAAACGUGAUUGUGUUGGAAUUAUGGCUGCAUUUAGACUAAAGAACCAUUCUCAGCAUCUUAUUAUUAUUGCAAAUACACAUUUGUAUUGGGAUCCAGAAUGGGCUGAUGUUAAGCUAGCUCAAGCUAAAUAUCUACUGUCGCGUUUAGAUCAAUUCAAAACUCUAGUUUCAGAAAAAUUUGAAUGUUUUCCUUCUGUUAUUGUGACUGGCGACUUCAACUCUAUCCCAGGAGAUCAGGUGUACAAUUACCUAAUUUCUGGCAGCUCUUCCUUGGAGUCUACGGUUGAAUGUCCUGAUGAAUUGCCCAUUCCUUUGAGCAGCGUCUAUGCCUGCACAAGAGGAGAACCGGCAUUCACCAACUGCACCCCUGGCUUUACAGGUACUUUGGAUUACAUUUUCUUUUCGCCUUCCGGUUGCAUACAACCUGUGAGCUUCUUAGAACUUCCUGAUGAAGACUCUCCCUCUGUGGCUGGUGGGCUCCCAAACUAUCAGCAUCCCAGUGAUCACCUUCCCAUUGGUGCAGAAUUUCAAGUCCAUACUCAAUAACACCACCUGUUCUAUGUGCUUCUAGAUUCCUUUUAAUUGCUUCUAGAUUCCUUUUCAUUUUCUCAUGACUAAAUUGGGUUCGAUUUUUUUUCCAAACCAUGCUAGACGAUACAGUUAUUGAUUUUGACAAUAUAUACAAGGUUGCCUCAAGUACAACACUCACAAUUUUUUGCACUCCUUUUAAUUCUCAUUUCUUGUUUGAACUACACUGUAAACAUGGUUGUUAGCUGCUUAGCUCUAGACAAAAAGAAAAUCAUGUCAAAAAAUUUGACUAAUUUGAUAUGUUGGGCUACGCUUGGGCUAAUUUUAGUCCAAUGCAUCAUGCCGGCCUUGUAAUCCAUGUUUAAUUUUCAAAAAACCGGCCCAAAAUUUCUGCGCGAAUCCAGGUUGUUAUUCGGCCCAAGACAAGCCAGACCACUCUUGAUUCUUGAUCAGCUCAAGUGUGUUAAUAGUAAUUUGAUACACUGUACUCUCCAAAAAAAAAAUUAAAAAAAAAUUAAAAAAAAAU